This is a messenger RNA of Durio zibethinus, 3058 nucleotides long. RefSeq names its product Voltage-gated chloride channel family protein. Gene Ontology annotation, biological process: chloride transport; transmembrane transport. NCBI's taxonomy places the organism in Eukaryota, Viridiplantae, Streptophyta, Magnoliopsida, Malvales, Malvaceae. Gene Ontology annotation, cellular component: intracellular membrane-bounded organelle; plant-type vacuole membrane. The record is from RefSeq and is a predicted model, not a curated record. Gene Ontology annotation, molecular function: voltage-gated chloride channel activity.
AAAAGGAAAUGGAAUUAAAACAACGCCACCAGUAGAGUUCUGCUCUGUCACAACUCUUUCUCUCCCGUACCAAUAAUGUAUCUUUUUUUUUUUAUUUAUAACCGAAAUUCUUCUCUUCCCUUAACACCAUUACUCCUCUGUCUCUCUCUUUAGUUCUCUUCGCUUCAGCCUAAGCUCCAACAACCCCAAAACGCCGUGCCUCGUGACGCUAUGUUAGAGAAUGGGCCACGGGACCAAACUCAAAACCAAGACCAAGACCAAGACCAAGACCAUGACCAUGACCAUGACCAUGACCAUGACCAUGAGUCUUUCACCAUUCCUUUACUCUCUCACCAACAGCGAUCCUUUAAUUCCACCUCUCAGGUGGCCAUCGUCGGCGCCAAUCUCUGCCCUAUCGAAAGCCUUGACUACGAGAUUGCGGAGAAUGAUUUCUUUAAACAAGACUGGAGGACACGUGGCAUGAUCCAGAAUUUUCAAUAUAUUUUCAUGAAAUGGCUUCUCUGUUUUUUGAUUGGCGUUCUCGUCAGUCUCGUUGGUUUCUGUAAUAAUCUUGCCGUUGAGAAUAUCGCCGGCGUUAAGUUCGUUAUUACUUCUAACAUGAUGUUCGCUGGAAGGUACGGGAUGGCAUUUCUAGUGUUUUCCCUAUCGAAUUUGGUUCUAACUCUACUUGCCGCCUUCAUUACGGCGUUUAUUGCGCCGGCGGCGGCUGGUUCUGGUAUACCGGAAGUGAAGGCUUACUUGAAUGGUGUAGAUGCUCCGGGAAUAUUUUCACUACGAACUUUAAUUGUUAAGAUUGUGGGAAGCAUUUCUGCAGUGUCUUCAUCUCUGCUUGUUGGAAAGGCAGGGCCUAUGGUGCAUACAGGUGCAUGCGUUGCGUCGUUGUUGGGACAGGGUGGGUCAAGAAGAUAUGGUUUAACAUGGAAGUGGCUUCGUUUCUUUAAGAAUGACAGAGACCGAAGAGAUCUUGUGACGUGUGGAUCGGCAGCUGGAAUUGCUGCUGCUUUCCGUGCCCCAGUUGGAGGUGUGCUGUUUGCUCUUGAAGAAAUGGCAUCUUGGUGGAGAAGUGCCCUUCUUUGGAGAGCUUUCUUUACGACAGCUGUGGUUGCAAUUGUACUUCGAGCUUUAAUUGAUGUUUGUUUAAGUGGCAAGUGUGGGCUAUUUGGUAAAGGGGGUUUGAUAAUGUUUGAUGUCUAUUCAGCAAAUGCUUCAUAUCACAUAGCUGAUGUGCCUCCUGUACUUGUUCUCGGAGUUAUUGGGGGCAUAUUGGGAAGUUUGUAUAAUUUCCUUCUAGAUAGGAUUCUCCGAGUUUACAACCUCAUUAAUGAGAAAGGCAGUGCUUAUAAAAUUUUUAUUGCUUGCACAAUCUCCAUUUUUACAUCCUGUCUGCUUUUUGGAUUACCAUGGUUUGCAUCUUGCCAACCAUGCCCUUUGCAUGCAAGUGAAGCCUGUCCCACAAUAGGUAGAUCUGGUAACUACAAGAAAUUUCAAUGCCCUCCUGGUCAUUACAAUGAUCUUGCAAGCCUCAUUUUCAACACAAAUGAUGAUGCUAUCAGAAAUCUUUUCAGCAUGAAUACUGACUCCGAGUUUCAGCACUCAACAAUGCUCAUAUUUUUUGUCACUUGCUUCAUUCUAAGUAUUGUUAGCUAUGGGAUUGUUGCUCCAGCAGGUCUUUUUGUACCUGUCAUAGUUACUGGAGCAUCUUAUGGGCGCUUUGUUGGAAUGUUACUUGGUUCUCACACAAAUCUUAAUCACGGUCUUUAUGCUGUGCUUGGUGCGGCUUCAUUUCUUGGUGGGUCUAUGAGGAUGACAGUCUCCUUGUGUGUCAUGAUCCUGGAAUUGACCAAUAACCUAUUAUUGUUGCCAUUGAUAAUGAUGGUUCUCCUUAUUUCCAAGACUGUAGCUGAUGCUUUUAACAGCGGCAUUUAUGACCUUAUUAUGAAAGCAAAGGGUUUUCCUUACCUAGAAGCUCAUGCUGAACCUUAUAUGAGACAGCUGACAGUUGCUGAUGUUGUCUCUGGUCCACUUCAGCUCUUUCAUGGAAUUGAGAAGGUCAGUAAUAUAGUACACAUCCUCAAAACCACAAGGCAUCAUGGAUUUCCAGUUAUUGAUGAGCCUCCUCAUUCUGAAUCCCCAAUUUUGUGUGGUUUAAUCCUCCGUGCUCAUCUAAUUGCUCUGUUAAAGAAGAGAGCCUUUUUGUGCGCCCCUAUGCGGAUAGGUGUUGAUGCUUUUAGGCAUUUCUCAUCAGAUGAUUUUGCAAAGAAGGGCUUAGGUAAUGUUGUCAAGAUAGAAGACAUAGAAUUAACUGAUGAUGAGAUGGAGAUGUUCUUGGACUUGCACCCUUUUACCAAUGCUUCACCUUAUACAGUUGUGGAGACAAUGUCACUACCUAAGGCUCUCAUACUUUUCCGUGAAAUUGGUUUACGGCACCUACUUGUCAUCCCCAAGAUCUCCAAGAGAGCACCUGUAGUGGGCAUAUUAACAAGGCACGAUUUCAUGCCGGAACACAUACUAGGUUUGCACCCCUUUUUGAUAAGGAGUAGGUGGAAAAGAUUAAGGUUUCAAUUGCCCCGUUCUCUGAAAUUAUUUUAGGGGAUUUCAUUCAGUUAUUAUUCUAGAUGGGGGCUUACCCUUGAAAAUAAAUUUGUAAAUGCUCUUGUGCUCUUAUAAUUAAACUGCACAAAGUUGUAGGAUCAUUCUAGCCCAUAGUUGUUCAACAGCCUCAUUCAGCCUGCAGGCUAAGAUAAAACCCUUGGGGGGGAGGGGGGAAUCACAUCGUACUCUUCCAAUCUGUGUUUUACAUUAACAGUAGAAGUUGCAUUGAGGCAAAGUCAGGAUCUCUCAGCCUUCACAAUUUUUGCUCUGGUGAAAUCUCUUGUAUGCAAGUUCAUGCAUUAAUAAAUUACUAGCGCCCUUCCGAGAAUGCUUUCAAAAUUACCUUGUUCUUGAAGGGUUGAUCAGAUAUAUAUAGCAAUGGUUUUAGGCAUUUAGCUACAAACUGAAGCGCUUGCUUUUAUAAUCUAUGGAGCUAUUAAUAAAGUACUGAAUUGUUUUUUGACAA